UGGUAUGUGUGUGAUUGUUAAAACUUGAAAUAUCUGUGCAAAUGUUCCUCCCCAUCCACGACGGGGUAGUGAAGCAUUGGUUUUUGGUUGUGGUGAACAUACCGGACGCCGAGUGUGAAAUAUGGGACAGCAACCCUGUUGAUUCUGCUAAUACACGCAGGCAGGAAUAUGCCAUUGCAUCGAUGUCUUUGCUUGAAAAAGUAUUUGGCAAUGAACUGCGAAUGGCACCCGACCUGUACGCACGGUUUGGAUCAUUCUCCAUUAGUUAUCCAGAGUCUUGCCCUCUGCAUCCCAGAUCUGAAGACUCCGGAAUAUUUGUGAUAAGAAACAUGCAGUUUUAUAGACAGCGGUGGUACGUAGGGUUUAACUCCGGCGACUAGAGGGUUUGUAUGGCACUUGAGAUUGUCAAUCACCCUACGAAUGAAAUUCGUGAACGGGUGUGGAGUGCCGCCGCCGAGGAAGUCCCAUAUGAUGUACCUACCACGGGCGUGCCACCAUUAUCUCUGAAGGAGGAUGCAGUUCUCCCAACUUCGGGCAUGAAGUUCAAUCCAUGCCGGUCCAGGCGCGGAUAGAUUUUCAAUGCAUGUUCUAUUAGUAACCCCCCUGAUCACCAUAUUCGGAACUUAUGUGUUAAAGGACUAUGUAAUGUAAUUUUACGGUAUACUUUGGUUUUAUUUUUAAUUUUUUUGUUAUUUUAAUUUGUGGACAAUGAACAAGUUGCCACUAGGCUUG
Molecule: messenger RNA, 732 nt
Organism: Rosa rugosa (rugosa rose)
Lineage: Eukaryota; Viridiplantae; Streptophyta; Magnoliopsida; Rosales; Rosaceae
Exons: 3
Coding region: 42-380 (112 amino acids)
Biological process (GO): proteolysis
Molecular function (GO): cysteine-type peptidase activity
Source: RefSeq, a predicted model, not a curated record